UCAAGAUUUUAUUUUUUAUUUGCUAAUUGGAGCAUGUGUUAUUAGGAAGUGUCAGUUUUCAUGAUGUGGAUGCCUUUCUUUUCUAAGCUUUAACCCUCUAAAGAUUUCAUUUUCAUGGCAAAGUUUUGACUUUACUAAGUUUUGGUGGGUCGGAAGAUUCGUGCAAAGAGUUCUCACUUUAAUUAGCUUACUAAAUGUUUCACCUUUUUAGCUACUUUUCUUCUUCAAAUCUUUACAUGUCCUGAAAGAAGAAGAUAAUAUUAGUUAAGGAGCUUGUCAAUGGAGCAUUACGAGGUUCUUGAGCAGAUUGGGAAAGGCUCCUUUGGCUCAGCUCUUCUUGUGAGGCAUAAGCACGAGAAGAAACUGUAUGUUUUGAAGAAAAUCAGGCUGGCUAGGCAGACUGGUAGAACAAGAAGAUCUGCUCAUCAAGAGAUGGAACUAAUCUCAAAGAUCCGAAACCCAUUUAUCGUCGAAUAUAAAGACUCUUGGGUUGAAAAAGGUUGCUAUGUGUGCAUUGUUAUAGGCUAUUGCAAAGGCGGUGACAUGGCUGAAGCAAUAAAGAAAGCCAAUGGAGUUGAAUUCUCUGAAGAGGUGUUGUUGUACACCUCUGAUCUUAAAAGUUUAUUAGUACAGAAAGUUCUGAAUCUCUUUUUUGUUUUUCAGAAACUCUGCAGGUGGCUGGUACAACUCUUGAUGGCUCUUGAGUACUUACACGCCAGUCACAUUCUCCACCGUGAUGUCAAGUGUUCAAACAUAUUCUUGACAAAGGAUCACGAUAUACGUCUAGGUGACUUUGGACUUGCCAAGAUCUUGACAUCAGACGACCUUGCUUCUUCAGUGGUUGGAACACCAAGCUACAUGUGCCCUGAGCUACUUGCUGAUAUUCCCUACGGAUCAAAGUCUGAUAUUUGGUCGUUAGGAUGUUGUAUGUAUGAGAUGACGGCUUUGAAACCAGCAUUCAAAGCCUUUGACAUGCAAGGGCUGAUCAACAGGAUAAACAGAUCCAUCGUUGCUCCACUUCCUGUGCAAUAUUCUAUUGGCUUUCGAGGUUUGGUUAAAAGCAUGCUCAGGAAGAAUCCAGAACUCAGACCAAGCGCUUCUGAUCUUCUCAGACACCCGCUGCUUCAGCCCUACGUUCAAAAGGUUCUUCUCAAGGUGAGCUACCGAGGACAAGGUGAGUUACCAGAGUCUGAAUCCGCGAGAAGAAGAAGCUAUCCUGAGCAGAGAAGGCGUCCGCCUUCUGGCAAAUGCAAGAGCUAUGGUCCAAGCAGGUUUGAGGUUGAUCAGGAUGAUUCUGUUUCUUCUGUUAAACCCCUGCACACGUAUUUGAACAGGCGUAGGCCAGUGGAGUUGUCUACCAAGGUUGUUCGUAGACCAGCUGUUUCAAAAACUUCAGGGGUUUCUUACAGUUCAAAACAUGUGCCAGUGAGAUCAAGCCAGCCUAAGAGUGGUGGUCUGAAACCAGCUGCAACAACUCGUAGGGCCUCCUUACCAGUCUCACAAAAACCUUCAAAAGGAACAAAAGACACUCUCUACACUCCAACCAUCGGUAUACUCCAUCAGCUAAACUCUCCAGACGUCUCCGUAAACUCACCAAGAAUCGACACAAUCAAGUUCCCACUAGCUUCAUACGAAGAAAUGCCAUUCACUCCCGUUGUGCGCAACAAGAAGACCAAAGGAUCAUCCAAAGGAUCAUACAGCCCACCUCCAGAGCCACCGCUAGACUGCUCAAUCACAAAAGACAAGUUCACGCUUGAAGAACCAGAACGCUUGUCUGAUCAGAACGCGACGAGCAGGGCUUCCUCAGGUGCGUCAAGGAGUAGACAGAGGUUUGAUCCCAGCUCGUAUCAGCAACGUGCUGAGGCGCUUGAGGGGUUGCUUGAGUUCAGCGCGAGGCUGCUUUUGGACGAGAGGUAUGAUGAGCUGAAUGUGUUGCUGAAACCGUUUGGUCCGGGGAAAGUGUCGCCUAGAGAGACGGCGAUAUGGUUGUCUAAGAGUUACAAGGAAACUAGUGCUAGUAAGCAGGAAGGUUAAUGAACAUGGGUUCAAAGGCCUUUUUUGAAACUUGUUGAGGUUCCACGAUUUGAUAGAAGUUUGUUUUGACACUUAGGCUGUGUUUCUUUGAAGCUAACCCUUGUAUCUGAUGAAACAAUGAUAUUCAAGAAAGACUGACAUCUCCGUAA
Molecule: messenger RNA, 2183 nt
Organism: Brassica napus (rape)
Lineage: Eukaryota; Viridiplantae; Streptophyta; Magnoliopsida; Brassicales; Brassicaceae
Product: serine/threonine-protein kinase Nek3
Exons: 13
Coding region: 280-2034 (584 amino acids)
Biological process (GO): protein phosphorylation
Molecular function (GO): ATP binding; protein kinase activity
Source: RefSeq, a predicted model, not a curated record